AUGGCAUGCAGAAAAGAUAUCAUCAUGCCAACAUAUGGGAACAACUCUUUCCAUCCUUCUUUUUUCAUUCUUCUUGGAAUCCCAGGAUUGGAAAAAGCCCAGUUCUGGAUUGCCUUCCCGUUUUGUGCCAUGUAUGCUGUGGCCAUGGUGGGAAAUAUCAUAAUACUUCAUGUGAUACGUACCGAUCACACCCUCCAUGAGCCCAUGUACCUCUUCCUGGCAAUGCUAGCUUUCAAUGACUUAGUUCUGUCUUCUUCCACCCUUCCCAAGAUGCUGGGAAUCUUCUGGUUUGGUUCUUGUAAGAUUGAGUAUCAUGCCUGCCUCACUCAGGUUUUCUUCAUUCAUACUUUCUCUUCUGUGGAGUCAGGGAUUCUCAUGGCAAUGGCCCUGGAUCGUUAUGUAGCCAUCUGUUUCCCACUCCGCCAUUCAACAAUCCUAUCUCCCUUAGUAGUGGCCAAAUUAGGUAUGGCCGUGAUGGCAAGAGGUGUGUUGUUGGUAAGCCCAUUCUGUUUUAUGGUCACCUGGAAGCCCUUUUGCCAUAAUAGAAUCAUUCCUCAGUCAUACUGUGAACAUAUGGCUGUACUGAAACUUGUAUGUGCAGAUACCAGAGCAAAUCGUGGAUAUGGUCUUUUUGUGGCUUUCUCUGUAGGUGCUUUUGACAUCAUAAUCAUUGCUAUAUCCUAUAUCAUGAUCCUGCAGGCUGUAUUACGUCUGCCUUCUGGGGAUGCCCGACUCAAGGCAUUUGGUACAUGCGCCUCACAUAUUUGUGUUAUUCUGGCCUUGUAUAUACCUGCCCUUUUCACCUUUCUGUCCCAUCGUUUUGGCCAUCAUGUGCCCCAAGUAGUCCAUGUAAUGUUGGCCAAUGUUUACCUCCUGGUUCCCCCAAUGCUGAACCCCAUCAUCUAUGGAGUAAAAACCAAACAGAUUUGGGAUAGAGUAGUAAAUACUUUUUGCCAGAAGGUACCUUGA
Messenger RNA from Monodelphis domestica (gray short-tailed opossum), 969 nucleotides. RefSeq names its product olfactory receptor 52R1-like. Gene Ontology annotation, cellular component: plasma membrane. The record is from RefSeq and is a predicted model, not a curated record. Gene Ontology annotation, biological process: G protein-coupled receptor signaling pathway. Gene Ontology annotation, molecular function: olfactory receptor activity; G protein-coupled receptor activity. NCBI's taxonomy places the organism in Eukaryota, Metazoa, Chordata, Mammalia, Didelphimorphia, Didelphidae.